AUGCGUGUGUGUACAUUUCAACAUAACCAUAAGCUAUACCGCAGAAAAACAAAAUUUUGUUGUCAUUCAAUAAUACAUCAUACAAUAUAAAAAGUAUCAAGUUUUACGAUACGAUUGUAUCAACAAUUUGAUGAUAUAAUGGGUAAAACUCGCAACGGGAAAGCUGCUGCGAUAUGCACGGCUGUUGCAUUUGUUUUAAUAGUGAUCGCAUUUACCACACCCAAUUGGCUCGAAACAGACGGAAAAUUGGAAAAUCCAAAAUUUGUUAAGAUCGGUUUAUGGCAGGUGUGUUUUAGAGGAUUUGAACAUCCUCAUCACUUGUAUGAUACUAAAUUUUAUGGUUGUUGGUGGGUGUUUGAAGAAGAAUAUUAUAUAAUUCACGAUAUCCUUCUGACAGACUUUUUUGUUGCAACACAAUUUUUUUUCACAUUAUGCCUGACAUUACUAUUAAUAGGAGGUUUCUCAACAAUAUUAUACACAUGCUGCUCUCGUCAUCAUGAUAAAUAUCAGUUGCUCCUAUGGACAACUGGUGCAAACUUGUUAUUAGGAGGAAUAUGUGGUAUUAUAGCUGUAAUAAUAUUCGGUGCAAGAGGUGACAGUAGAGACUGGAUGCCCAACUGGGAACAUAAUGAUAUUAGUUGGUCUUAUGCAUUGGCUGUAGUGGGAAGCUUUACUUUGAUCAUAGCAGGAGUGCUCUUUUUGAUAGAAGGUCGUAGGCACAAAAAGAAGCAAGAAAGAAUAUUAAACGAAGAACAGAAGACUCAUACAACCAUCUAACUGUAGUUUUCAUUCAUGACAAAAAUGAAUCUGAUAAACCAUUUGAAAUAUCGAAGAUCUGCACAUGGUUCAUCUAUGAGCCCAAGCACAGUCUAUGUAGAUUUACUUUGAACAAGCUCUGCAUGAACUUUCAAAGAUUUUAUUAUAUAUUUUUAUAUUUAUACUCAUUAUUUUGAUAGGUAUUAUUUACACUGCAUGUAAACGUCCUUGUUAACUAAUAAAAUGCAAUUAUAACUUUAAUGUAUUUAAAAAGAAAGAAAAACGGUACAGUCCGAAAUCAAAGAAAAUAUUUUAUAUAUUCUUAUAAUAUUUAAAAUGUAAAUUAUUCAUUUAUUGUUUGUUUUAUAGAAUAAUUAAUGCUACAAAUCCGUCCAUAGAAGUAAGACGUUUUAUGCGAAAAGACUAAGUGUCUGUAAAUAAAAAUAGUAUUAGCUGUGUAACUGAAAACAUUGCAUGGCCUUUACAUGAACAAAUAUUGUAUAUUUGUAGUAAUCU
This is a messenger RNA of Colletes gigas, 1272 nucleotides long. RefSeq lists its product as uncharacterized. Gene Ontology annotation, biological process: septate junction assembly; regulation of tube size, open tracheal system. Gene Ontology annotation, cellular component: septate junction; membrane. The record is from RefSeq and is a predicted model, not a curated record. Bases 139 to 777 code for a protein of 212 amino acids. NCBI's taxonomy places the organism in Eukaryota, Metazoa, Arthropoda, Insecta, Hymenoptera, Colletidae. The transcript is spliced from 2 exons.